AUGAGCACUGUACCAGGAUUCAGCCUCUUCAUCAGCAAUAUCACGUUUGACACCUCCCUUAAGGAUUUAUAUAAGAUUUUUGGGAAAUACAAGAAAAUUUCUAAUGUAUACAUCCCCUGGGAUUGGAAGUUUCAUCGACAUAGGGGUUUUGGCUUCAUCAGGUUCCUCUAUGCUACGGAUGUAUAUGCAGCCAUGGGGGUUCUUAAUGGCAAGAGGGUCGAUGGUCGGAUUCUUACUAUGGAUAUGGCAAAUCCCAGAAAGGACACUCAGCCUCGAAAAUCCAAUAAGCUGGACUCUGUUGUUCCAACCCCCAUCUCUCCAACUACUAACUCCUUCUUAAGUGUAGCUAGGGAUGCUCACUUAAAUCAACCCUCUCGUCCAAUCAGGGCAAGAGCUGGAUUGGGCCACAUAGACGAUGAGCUCUUAAAUCUAGAUAACAUCUCUUUCUGGGCGGAUUGCAAGGAAGUAGAGCCGAAAUAG
Magnolia sinica is the source of this 480-nucleotide messenger RNA. Its product is annotated as serine/arginine-rich splicing factor SC35-like. Bases 1 to 480 code for a protein of 159 amino acids. The transcript has a single exon. Gene Ontology annotation, molecular function: RNA binding. The record is from RefSeq and is a predicted model, not a curated record. NCBI's taxonomy places the organism in Eukaryota, Viridiplantae, Streptophyta, Magnoliopsida, Magnoliales, Magnoliaceae.